Cynara cardunculus var. scolymus (artichoke) is the source of this 852-nucleotide messenger RNA. RefSeq lists its product as uncharacterized. Lineage: Eukaryota; Viridiplantae; Streptophyta; Magnoliopsida; Asterales; Asteraceae. Bases 171 to 773 code for a protein of 200 amino acids. The record is from RefSeq and is a predicted model, not a curated record. The transcript has a single exon.
UCCAACAAAAAUAGAGGAUUUGUUUGGUGUAGGAUAGAGAGACAUAGAUGAGCGAUGAUGAUUUAAAGCAAUUAGUAGGGUGAAAGUGAAAUCGAUCACGGCAGGUAUAUCUAGGGUUAGGGUUUGACAGAAUCUUGAAGAAGACGACUACUUUUGGUUGAUUUGAUCCAAUGAUUCCAUUUUCCUUUGGCAAUCGACCCAACGUUUUCCAGGUAUCGAUUCUCCUAAAUCUCAUUCAAUUAUUCUUCACUACAUCAGGAUCAUCCCUACAUAUAAACAAUCCGUCGCACCUCAAUCAAUCGACAAUCGAAAUUCAUCAAUUCAUAGAUCCCAAUCCGAAUUCAGUUUCAUCUCCAAUGCCUGCAAAGAAGCUUCGGAGGCUCCCACACGUUUUCAGCAAGGUUCUCGAGCUUCCUCUCCGAUCAAACGCCGAUGUUUUCAUCGAAGAUAGAUCUGAAUGCUUCAGGUUUAGAGCAAAAAUCGAGGACAACGCCUUUUCCGGCGAGGUGAAGGCUCAUGCCGUGAAGAUUCAUCCGGAGGUGACGAAAGUUGUUGUGAGAGGAGGAAAUGGUGGAGGAGAGGUGGAAUUGUUGUUGGAUAAAUUGGAGGUGGACGUGUGGAGGUUUAGGCUUCCGGCGACGAGUCGACCGGAGUUAGCGACGGCGGUUUUUUUAGGUGGAGAACUUAUUGUUACGGUUCCAAAGGCAUGGAAGGUUGAAGACGGAAAGGGAAGGUUGGGGCGAUUGCAGGGGCGGCUUGUAUAUGCAGUGUAAUAUCCAUAUUUAGGAAUUACUUUUUGUGUAUUGUUUAGUGAAUUAAGUUGAUGAAAUAAUAUAGGGUAAAAUGUAUUAA